Molecule: messenger RNA, 1244 nt
Organism: Arvicanthis niloticus (Nile rat)
Lineage: Eukaryota; Metazoa; Chordata; Mammalia; Rodentia; Muridae
Gene: Tmem207
Product: transmembrane protein 207
Source: RefSeq, a predicted model, not a curated record
GAGAGAUUUAAUCAGAGUGAGUAAGCCACAGUAUCGGGGUACAUCAUUCUUUUUAGUAUGUCAAGAUCCAGUCCUUUCCUUGUCGCUUCCAAAAUCCCAACAAGGGGAUGCCUGUGUUUGCCACUAUUCCAGCUAGUGCUCUCGGAUCUAUCCUGUGAAGAAGAUGAAAUGUGUGUAAAUUAUGAUGAGCAAUAUCCUGAUGGCUGGUAUAUCUGGUUCUUCCUGCUGAUUUUCGUCGUGGUUCUCCUUUGUGGAGUAGUGCUUUUCUGUCUGCAGUGCUGGCUGAAAAGGUGCGGAACCGAUCGUCCCAGACGCACCAUGGCUAUUUUUGCUGUUGGAGGUUUGGAUCCUGUUUGUGGUGCAGAGAUGGCUGGAAGUCCAGCAGCUGGAAUCUGCCUUCCUACACAAAACACUGAACUGUGCCCUGCUCCGUGUUUUGGUUCAUUAGGUCCUCCACCUCCAUACGAAGAAAUUCUAAAAGCAAACUGAUUUUAUCCAGAAUCAGUAGUACAAUACAUUAGCUAUAUUUGUAUAUACAGUCAAUUUUAGGCACAAUUCUUUGGCUUAGUUGAAAUUCCUGGAGACCUGCUAUAGAAUCUGAAUACUUGCAAGCAGACAAAAGAGUGGAGUGGAUGGCAGGAAGAUACGUUGGCCUUUGUGAUGUUUUAAUAGUGAAUGAGCAGACUCUGGAGCAUUUCUUUGUUACACUUUUAGACUAGACAACCCUGGUAUUUUAGUUCUUAAGGAGGCAGAAAUAGGUGCAAACACUUGCAUUAGUUUGGCCCCUCACUGUCUUCCACAUCAUAUUAUUUGAUGCCCUGCCAUCUCCAUCCUCAUCCAGCCUCUCUUUUACACCAGAGAACCAGUAUAAAAUAAAUAAUUUAACAAUGGCUCUCUCAUAGAUUUAGGUGUGACUAGAGGGAGAAUAUUCUGAUUGUAAGUUGAAAUGAGAGAACAAGAAAAUCCUGUUUGAAGUUGAUGAAGGAAAAUAAAUGAAAAGGAAGAGGAAAUACCACAAGUCUCAAUACCAGAAGUUUCAUUCCCCAGCUGGAGCACAGAGAAAGUGUACCUGGAAGCAGAGGAUUACCUAAACUGUAGGUAAAGAUGCUGUGGAGAGGAAAAGGGGAAAGGGUCUCAUUGUCCUUGCUGAAUGUGAUCUCUAGAGCCCUGUCUUUCCCAGGUCCCUCAGGAUUUGCAUUUAUUGCAACAGUAUAAGAAGAAAUUCUGUUUUAUAUGCUGUCUUA